CUUAAUCUCUAAAACUAAUUUAUACUACAAUAUAAAUUAGUUUUAGAGAUUAAGAAAAAUUUUUUUUGCAGUGUUAUUAUUCAUCAGAAGUAUCGCAAUUGUGCGGUUUUUGGGUGUACCGACACUACUUCUACCCGGCAUAUGUUCCCAAAUCCACAGAAGAAAGAACAUUUGUUCAAUGAAUGGGUUUCAAGAUGUGGUAAUCAGAAAAUAUCUAAUGUACCACCACAGAUUGUGUCGUGUUUGUCAUAAUCAUUUCAAGGAAUGUGAUCGAAGCAGCAACAUGUAUUUGAAACCGAACACCAUACCUACUCUUCAUUUGCCAAUAAAAAGUAUAAAUUACAUUAGACAUCUAUUGGUUGCCUGUUAAUUAAAAGUAAUAAUAUUAUGGGGGAAGCUGUAAGUCAACUUCUGGAAAGCAAUUACGCGCUGCAGUAACUCAGCGGUCAAAACAUAUCAGUUUUUGGAUGGAUGCAAAAGGUAAUUAUAACGCAUUAAUAUAUGAAACAAACUAAGAUGAAUAUAAUAUGUUAUGUAAUAUAAUUUAAAUGAAAUUUACAAAAAAUAACAUAAUUUACAAAUUUGCAAUGGUUAAAAAUCCAAGUUUUAAUUAACGUUUAUAUUUUUUUGUUUUAGAGAAAAUGAGGAACAUGUUUUUUCAACAGGCAAAACAUGGAAAACUAAUGAAAACGUUAUCCCACCAAGUUUAAAAAACUUUAUUUUAAAUUUGGAGGGAUUCAUUGACCUCAGCCAAUUACUAUUUUCACAUGGGGCGUCCUAUUAUUUUCCACGGUGCCUCAACCAAGACCCUCUGGAAAACUUUUUCGGUCAGGUGCGUCAGCAUAGAGGUCGAAACACAAAUCCCACACCAAAACAUUUCACGGAAACAUUUAAAAGUCUAUUGAUAAGAAAAAUGGUUAGCACCCAUUCAGUGGGUACUAACUGUGAGGAAGAUUUCGAGUCUUCAUUAUUUCAAUUAAGGGAAUAUACAAAAGCAGCUUCUCCACGAAAUACUGUCCAGGAAGAAGUUGUAGAAAACGAUAAUGUCUACACAGUAAUAAACAAUAUAGAAAAAAAGACAGAUAGAUUCCGCGGCAAUUGGAUAUGUAAGUGGUUUCAUCACAAAAAAAUUAUUGCAAACAAUUUCCUGCAACUUUUGUAAACUACACAUUCUCAUUAACCAAAGUCUUGAUGCAAAUACUACAACAAUACAUUUAUAAAAGAAAAAGAAUUAUAUAAAUAUCGAAGUUUGCAAUAUUGUCAAGAGUCAUUUAUUGAAGACAUAGAAAAAUGUUAUAGUAUUACUAAGAGUAUAAUUCUAAAUUCGCUAUUUAGUAGAAAUAUUAAAAAAAAAUAUUUUUUAUUUGAAAAAACAUGUUCAAUUUACUUUUAUGUGUCAACAUAAAGCCGAGAUUGUAAAUUUAAUUUUAAACAAUAUUGUAAUAAUAACAAUACACUGCCUUUGUACCGGAAUAAACCGUAUUAUGGCUGGUAAGGAUACAAGAAGGUGUGUUUUUUACUUCCCAUUUGUAUAAACAAGCACAACAUAUACACAACAGUAAUAAGAAUAGAUUAUAGAAGAAGAUAGAUUAUCUUAAAACAAAAAUAAAAAAUAUCUUAACCCUACACUGCUCAUUGUAUCAGAUAUCAUACAAAUUAGAAAUUAGUCCAUUAUAUAAAAAAUGAAGCAAAAAGGGGAAAAAACCAUGACUUUGGUACAAUUUAAGAUCGAGGUGGCAGAUUGCUUGUGUAGAGCACCAGCAGAAAACCAGCGAAAACGCGGAAGACCAUGUGCUACUAUGCAACAGGAUAUUAUAGCAAAGAAGAAAAGAGGACCUACAUCUUAUAUACCACCCGUUGAUAUACGAACCGACAAUAUUGGACAUUGGCCACAAUAUACAGAGAGCAGAAUGCGCUCUAAAAAUCCUACCUGUAAAAAGUUAACGUACAUUAAAUGUACAAAAUGUGGAGUUUAUUUAUGUUUUAAUAAAGAUUCGAACUGUUUUAAUGAGUUCCAUAUGCAAUUUAAUAUAACAAGUUCCUAUACUUGACAGUGGUGUCAACUAAACACAGAUUAUGUCUCACCAAUUGUACUAGAGCAAGACAAAACAGAGGACGUAGUUAUAUUGAAGGGAAAUAGAAUAGUAGAUAUCAAUUUUCUAUUGACAGCUACAUUAGAAAUACAGUACAAACAUGCAAAACAAUGUACAUUUGGGUUAUUGAAACCACAUCAUGAACAACGUUUUGGGUUGCGAUCUAUUUUUACAUUAAAGUGUUCAGCAUGUGAUAAAUACUUCAUUGUACAUACAGAAAAAGAACGAAAGCCCUUCGCGACAAUUAACGUACAAUUUGUUUGGGGAACGCUAACCGCCGGUAGUACCUAUGCGCAAAUGAAGGAUUUCUACACUGUAUUAGACGUUCCUAUAAUAUCAUAUUCUUCCUUUCACAAAAUAGAGGAGUCGCUUGGGGACCACUGGAAAGAUGAAGUAUGGUACAGUAUGGAAAAGGCAGGAAAGGAAGAACUAAGUAUUGCAAUUCACAAAGGGCACUUUAGUUCAGAUGGAGUACCGUGGAUAACCGUUCAUUGUGAUGGAGGAUGGAGCAAACGCAGUUAUGGACAUUCAUACAAUGCUCUGUCUGGCACGGCUGUUGUGAUAGGAAAAGAAACGGGAUUAGUACUAUUUGUUGGAGUGCAAAACAAAUAUUGUUGUAUUUGCACUAGAGCUGCCAACUUAAGACAAUUUCCAUCACAACAUAGAUGUUUUAAGAACUGGGAGGCUUCUUCUACAGGAAUGGAGGCUGAUAUUUUAGUAGAAGCUUUUAAUAACAGCAUAAGUAUGCAUGGGGUUAAAUAUCUAAAAAUGAUCGGUGAUGGCGAUUCCAGCGUAUACAGCAAAAUUAGAUCUAACGUGAGUUAUGGUAUGGAGGUAGAUAAAAUAGAAUGCGUAAAUCACCUGAUAAAGAACUUUGGAAAAAGUUUAUAUAAAAUAAAGACGUCUGCAACAAAUGACGGGGUAUCAUCUCAAGCUCGAAAAAUGUUGACGAAUGAAAAAAUUAAAAAACUUCAACAAUUUAUUAUGUAUCGAGCCAAAAUUAACGAAAAUGUAGAAGAUCUCUAAACUGAUAUUGCUAAUUCAAUAAAUCAUGUUUAUGGGAACCACAGUGAUUGUGUUUCA
Messenger RNA from Onthophagus taurus, 3176 nucleotides. The record is from RefSeq and is a predicted model, not a curated record. NCBI's taxonomy places the organism in Eukaryota, Metazoa, Arthropoda, Insecta, Coleoptera, Scarabaeidae.